Molecule: messenger RNA, 414 nt
Organism: Brettanomyces nanus
Lineage: Eukaryota; Fungi; Ascomycota; Pichiomycetes; Pichiales; Pichiaceae
Exons: 1
Coding region: 1-414 (137 amino acids)
Source: RefSeq, a predicted model, not a curated record
AUGUCGGAUAAGAGAGCGAGAAGUCGGCUGGAGCCGUUGUCAAGAACUGCCACUACAACUAGCUCGAUGGCUCCGGUGCAUCCCAUGGAACUCGCUGUUCAAUCGCUACUAGAAUCACCAUUGGAACUACUCAGCUUGAAUCUCAAUUCGCUAUACGAAUCCCAAGUGAUACUUUCUACCAUUUUGAAGAGGUUGGAGUCGAAGUUGAAUGAAUGCCUCAAGAAUAUUGAAGGUGGAGAUGAAAAGGUUAACGAAGACUCCUCCAGUAUUACUACUGAUCAUAGCGAUGAUACUGUCAACCUCGAUACUUACUCAGAAAGAAUCCAUAAACUUAGACAGACUGUGGAGAAAAUCAGUAUGAAACUCGAGAUAGUGGAAAAACGGAUAGACAAAAUAACGAAUAACAUGAAAUGA